Molecule: messenger RNA, 1185 nt
Organism: Cylicocyclus nassatus
Lineage: Eukaryota; Metazoa; Nematoda; Chromadorea; Rhabditida; Strongylidae
Source: the annotation of a GenBank genome assembly
AUGGAUCGAGGAGAAGAUGAUUCGCUUGAGACUUACAGCGAUGCAAAGACCAUAACAUCCAAGUUUGUGCGACACCAGGCCUUUCAGACCCAUCAAUGGGAGGAACUCGAAAAGACCACCGAAGAUCUGAGCCAACCACAAAUUGUGCUAAACUGGACAGAAAGGAUUAUCCAAGAAGGUCAAAAAAACUUCUACUCAAAUCUAGCAUUUGCUCGUGCGGUUGCACUAUGUAACCAUCGACACACCUGUUUCUUUGAAGUCCAUCUUACUGGGACCCAGCCUGUGACUGGCCAAAUCAAAGGCGCUCAGUUUCAGAACGUACCUUCUGAAAAGGUAAUUCUUUAUAACCCAUGCUGCGUGCGGUUGCACAACUCAGCCUUCGAAGACUUGGAUUCGAAAGUAGGACUCGAUCAACUCGGAGCCGCCGCUCUCUGUCCAUCUCCAUUAUGCACUGCAUCCCUCGUCGGGUACUGGUAUUGCAUAAAGGAACUGCAAGCUGUAGAAGGUCUUACCACCGUGAAUAUCGAGUUCGUACAAACUGCUAUGUGUCUUGUCAAGCAACUCUGGCAUGAAAUGUCAGACAGCAUGUUUACGUUAAAAGCACAUAAUCUAUUUGACCAUUGCGUUCUCGAAGAAGUUGAACUAUACGGCAGUCCUUAUGUAUGGAGCGCAGCCCCAUUCGAAUCUAUUCACCGCAUUCUGCAAGUUCCGCAUAAUCAGCUAGGAAACGCAGUGCAGGCAAGCCGGUCUCUUGAAAACUGCCGAAGUAUAGGAGAAUGUCACAAGGUAAUCACUCCCAACAAUCGCGAACAGCCGAGGGUCGGUGAACGCUUGACGAACACUUGCGAUCCUAUAGAAGCUAUUAAAGAAUCCCUUGGGAAGCCUGUGGGAACUUCCGACUUCGCUUCAGCGCUGUAUGCUUUUUUUUUCGAAGAAAUCGUCGACGUUAAGUCGGGCUUCUGUAGAGACACCGUUACACCACUACUUUUUAAAAAGAUCUCGGAACUUUCAGGAAAUUUUACAUCAUUGCUCAAGCGCGACUCAGUGUAUCUCAUCGUCAGUGCGGUUGCACAUCACCACUAUCAGCAGUAUAAAUUAAGGUUCAACUACAACAUUUCAAAGUGCAUUAACUCAAGACAGACAGGAUUAUCCAAGAAGGUCAAAAAAACUUCUACUCAAAUCUAG